This is a messenger RNA of Insectozyma verbasci, 1731 nucleotides long. The record is from the annotation of a GenBank genome assembly. Lineage: Eukaryota; Fungi; Ascomycota; Pichiomycetes; Serinales; Debaryomycetaceae.
AUGUCUUCUGUUGAUAGAUCAUAUCAGUUCACUCAUUCAAAUACCCAAAGAAGAGCUUCUGUUGUUUAUGGAUCGGUAGGUAAAGGUGGUUUAUUUUUACCAAGUGAUUUCAUUGGUUCACCAUCAAGACAACAACAAGAUGAAUCAACAAUAGAGGAUGAACAAGUUCCACUAAUCUUACAACCACCACCACAGAAACUCAGAAGAAAAUCAAGUAUAAAUCAAGAGUUAUUACAUGAAGAACGUGAUUUCCUUGAAGAUAAUAAUAUUCACGUCAAAGAUAAUGAAGAAGAUGUUAGAAAUACAUUUGAAAAUGCAAUUAAAAAUAAAGAAAUUAAAACGACAACAGCCAAAAUUGAAUUAAAAUCAUUAGUUAAAUCUUCAAUACCUUUAGUUAUGACUUUUUUAUUACAAAAUUCUUUAUCAACAGUUUCUGUAUUCACAGUUGGUCAUUUAGGUGCUACUGAAUUGGCAGCAGUUUCAAUGGGGGCAAUGACUGCCAAUAUUACAGGUUAUGCUACAAUACAAGGUAUUGCGACUGCAUUAGAUACUUUAUGUCCACAAGCCUUUGGUGCUAAAAAGCAUAAAUUAGUUGGUGCUUAUUUACAAAAAUGUACAACAUUAAUUUUUUGUAUAAUGUUACCUAUUUUAUUUAUAUGGAUAUUUUAUGGUUAUGAUUUAAUUACUUUAUUAUUACCAGAUAAAGAGACUGCUAAAUUAUCUGCUGUUUAUUUAAAAUAUUUAGCUUUUGGUAUACCUGGUUAUAUAUUAUUUGAAUGUGGUAAACGGUUUUUACAAGCUCAAGGGGUAUAUCAUAUUUCAACUUAUGUUUUAUUAUUUGCAGCUCCAAGUAAUUUAAUAAUGAAUGUUUUAUUAGUUAAACAUAUGGGUUAUUUAGGUGCUCCAAUUGCAGUAGCUAUAAAUUAUUGGUUAAUGAUUAUUGGAUUAAUAUUAUUUACCAUAUUUUUUAUAAAUGAAGAUAACACACCAACUGGUGUACAUCCAUUAGAAUGUUGGAAAAGUAUUAAUUUCAAAGAUUGUUUUGAAGGUUGGGGUAAAUUAUCAUCUUUGGCAAUUCCAGGUUUAAUUAUGUUGGAAGCUGAAUUUUUAGCAUUUGAAAUUUUGACAUUAAUGGCUUCAUAUUUAGGUACUAUUCCAUUAGCUGCUCAAUCUAUAGGUACAACAAUGGCUUCAUUAACUUAUCAAGUUCCAUUUGCAAUUGGUAUUGCAUCAUCAACAAGAAUUGCAAAUUUCUUAGGUGCUGGAUUAGGUGAAGCUGCAAAAAUUACAACAAAGGUAGCAUUAUUAUUUGGAUUAUUAGUUUCAGUUGUAAACUUUUUAGCAUUAUUUAUAUUUCAAAAACAAAUUGCUUAUUUAUUCACUGAUAAUGAAAAAGUUAUCAAAACAGUUUUAAAGAUCAUGUGGUUAAUUGCAUUGAUGCAAAUUAGUGAUGCAAUGAAUGCAAAUUCGGCUGGUUGUUUAAGAGGUCAAGGAAAUACAAGAAUUGGAGGAAUAGUCAAUGUUGCCUCAUAUUAUUUUAUUGGAUUACCAUUAUCUUUAUAUUUAAGUUUUUAUUCACCUUGGAAAGGUUCAUUACAUGGUUUAUGGAUAGGUAGUACUGUUGCAUUAACUAUAGUUGGUGGAGUUCAAAGUUAUUAUUCAUUAACUGCUGAUUUUAAUAAACUUCGUGAAGAAGCAAGAAAAAGAACAAGUAUACCGAUACAUGUAUAA